Molecule: messenger RNA, 540 nt
Organism: Dermacentor silvarum
Lineage: Eukaryota; Metazoa; Arthropoda; Arachnida; Ixodida; Ixodidae
Product: isocitrate dehydrogenase [NADP] cytoplasmic-like
Exons: 4
Coding region: 1-540 (179 amino acids)
Biological process (GO): isocitrate metabolic process
Cellular component (GO): peroxisome; cytosol; mitochondrion
Molecular function (GO): isocitrate dehydrogenase (NADP+) activity
Source: RefSeq, a predicted model, not a curated record
AUGGAGCUGUACGUGGACGCCAACCUGAGGGCGUUUGAUCUGUCAAUCGAACAUCGCAAGGAGAUCAACGACACGAUCACCCUGCAGGCCACCCAGGCGCUCGAGGAGGUCGUUCUCGAGAAGUACCACUUGAAGCGCACGUGGAUGUCGCCCAACGGCGCCAUUCGCAGCGCCCUCGGCGGUGACGUCUCCCGGAAGCCGAUGGUCUACCGCCACAUCCCUCCGCUCGUGAAGCAGUGGCGCAGGCCCAUCAUCAUCGCGCGCCACGCGUUCAGCGACCAGUACAACAGCCAGGACUUCAUGGUCCCCGGACCAGGCACGCUCCAGAUCAAAUACUCGCCCACCAUGGGAGCUUCCUAUAACAUUCACAUCUGGCAACAUAUUUUGGAGGAACACAACGCAGUCCAUUCGUCACUACCAAACCAGCAACGCCUGCAGUUGAGCCAUGCUGACACAUGUCGACCCUCGCAGUUGGCAGCGCUGUCCUCAAACCAGCAACGGAGCAUUGCCGGCAGCAAUUUUGCGUACCGGCACCCAUGA